UAGCAGAGAGAUCAACAUGGUUCAGAUGUGGAGCUUGACUGGAGGAACCUGAGCGCGCCUAGAACCGCUUAUAUACUAGGGCCCGCAUGACUCCUCCCAAUCCAACAGAUUGCUCAUCCACCCAGACCGCACCGAAUAUGUCAUCCCGAACUCUUCCAAGGAUACAUUCUGGGCCGUCCCCCCAACGUGUGGCGGCGGGGAUUGUCCUUUUGUGGACUGCCGAGGUCUUCACCGAUGCUGCUCGGUCAAUGACAGGCAGCUGCCCGGGAGAUGACUGUUUCUGGCAGACCCGAGCAGAGAUAUCGUGGGUUGUUUCACCUUGAACACGCACUCUCCGAGCACAGCAGGAAUUGAACCGUGGGCACCGAGUGAUUUGAUGGACCGACCCAGUUGAUCCAUUAAUCGCCAAGAACAGCCAGAGGAUGAAUCACGUGCAAUCCCGUCCACUGACAAGCUUGCACGUGCAGUCACCAGGUCCUCUAGUCGCCGAGCACGUGUCGACUCUGCGCCAAUCCUAUCAGACCUCCUGAUCUUUCUCCGUUCUCGACAUGUCGCGGGACCUAUGUCGCGCGGGUCACGCGACGUCAUACUCCGCAAUUAUUCCGAGCGAGCGGGGUAAAACGCUCGCGUGGAGCGCAGGGCCCGGCGAGGACCAUGCGCCAAUCAUCUCUCCCCUUACUCCUGGUCUCCUUCGCUCUCGCUGCCGCGUCGACUCCGACAUCCGAGGUAGUGGACUCGGACUUGACGUUGCUUUUCCAAAACGACCUCGAUUGGCGGACCACGAGCGAACACGACAGCUUCAUCCUCCUCUCGCCACGCACACACACUCAGGCUUCUACCGCAUGCGCACAGCUCAACGAGAACCUGACGCCGACGAAUGGGACCUUCUUCUCCUCAGACGUCCCAGCACUGUUGUCGUACACGGCCUACUCGCAAAAGAAAUCGAAGACGCAGAAGUAUUGGGUCGCCGGUUCAAGCGCAUCCUGCACGACGAUCAGCCCUGCGGGUCUGCAAACGACUCCCUGCUCCCAAAAGCUACCUGUCCUAUGCAAGAACUCGGCGCCGAACCGGAUCUCUGGGCAAACCGACUUGAGCAGCACUUGGCAAGUGAACGUUAAGGCCGGGGAUUUGUCUGUGACAGGUACCCGCGACCACGUGUCCUUCCGCUUCCUGGGCAUCCCAUUCGCGAAUCCGACUCAACGCUGGACGUAUUCGUCCUUGUACACCGGUCCGUCGGAGAUCACAGCCCUCGAGAUGGGCUCUCCGUGCGCCCAAAACGGAGGGACUGGCGCUGAAGACUGUCUCUUCCUCAAUGUAUUCACGCCAUUCAUUCCGGCAAAGCCUAAACAAUCCUCCACCGCUCUGAAGCCGGUCAUGUUCUGGAUACACGGCGGAGGCUUCACCAACGGAGAGGCGUCUAGCGCUGACAAAGAUGGGGGAAGCUUGGCGAGCCGUGGAGAUGUCGUCCUCGUGUCUGUGAACUACAGACUUGGCGCUUUGGGAUUCCUCGCGCUCGACGACGGAGUGACAAAUGGCAACUACGGACUCGCAGACAUGAUCACCGCGCUGAAAUGGGUGCAGAAGUACAUCUCAGCUUUCGGCGGGGACCCCAACCGGAUCACCAUCUUUGGGCAAAGCGCCGGGGCGGGUGCAGUUCGUGCCCUGCUGGGAUCUCCUCCAGCGUUCGGCUUAUUCUCAGGGGCCAUCGCGCAGAGCAACCUGGCGGGCGUUUCGUACGCCAAGACGUACUCGGAUUACUACACGAUUGAGCAGGAAGUGGCUGUGGCUGCAUCUGCUUUCGUCUCCGAAAUGGGAUGUGCGAACGCAACGGCGAACGCGACUCUGACUUGUUUGCGGGCUGUCAGCUGGCAGACCCUGCAGAACGCUCCGGAUGCCCCCAGAUAUCUAGUUGUGGACGGGCAUUAUCUUGUCCGUGACAGACUUUCCGUCGAUGGGAAGGGCCCGAUCGCACCGAAUGUGCAUGUCAUGUUUGGCUGGAUGGCCGACGACGGCACUGACUUUGCGGGCGGAUACCCUGCUCCAGGAGAGUCCCAGCUGUCGUCCGUCGAAGCUAUCGGUCUGACGGCAAACACCAGCUCAGCCAUUCUUGCCUCGGGGCAAUUUCCGACAUACACGUCCGGAAACGCGACACUCGACGUGCUGAACGUCACGAGCAGGAUCGCCACAGACGGUGAAUUUAGCUGUCUUGACCAAGCAACAUUGCACUCAGCUGCACUGCACAAGGUGUUCAAGUCGGUCUGGGCAUAUCAGUUCGAUAGAAGCUAUAUGGGCUACGAGCCUAUUCCUGGUGUGUGCGAUCCACCUGCCACGGCCGCGCACCCGUUCGGAGAUCCCUCCCUUCCGUACUUCAAAUGCCAUUCGGGAGACUUGUAUCUCGUGUUCGGCAACAUCGGACAAUCGACCCCCGGGUUCCCCUUCCGCGACGCAUUCGAUCUGCCAUUCGAGCAGCUCGCGCUGGACAGCUGGACGUCCUUUGCGCGGACGCACGACCCGAAUCCGGACUCUGCGUUCCUCGACGCGAGGGCGUUUGCCGGGACGAAGAACGCUCUGGCCCAAUGGGGCAGUUGGCUGCCCGUGCAGAGCGCAAAACCCGUCAGGAUUUUGGAUUGGCCGAGUCGGAGCAGUGGUUGGCUGGAACAGAAGCAGUGCGCAGUCUUGGGUUUUCCGUUGGAUUAUUAUGAGUAGUUUGAUAUUGUGUUCCGCGUGCUUAUCGCGCGGCUCUUCUCAAAAGCGCCUAUCAAUGAACGCGCGUGUCGAUCCCAUGCUUUCAGCUCGGCGCCCCGAACCCGUGCGGGAACUAUCCUCCCGUAAGUACAUUCGAAUGUCAAUUCUACUGA
Messenger RNA from Mycena citricolor, 2858 nucleotides. The record is from the annotation of a GenBank genome assembly. Lineage: Eukaryota; Fungi; Basidiomycota; Agaricomycetes; Agaricales; Mycenaceae.